AUGUCCCUCGCGCCACCAACGGGUAGCUCGCCGGCCGUGCACAUCUCCAAGACGUGCCAGAACUGCUUCUCGCUUAAGAUACGAUGCGACCGAACACAACGACAGGACAUUUGCGACAGGUGCGCGCGGCUGGAGAAGCAAUGCGUGUUCCGGCCAGCCCGGCGGCGCGAUAACUCGGCCAAGCGGGACUCACGCAUACACGCCCUCGAACAGCAGGUCCAAGAUCUUCUGCGUCUGCAAAGGCCCGGCCCAACAAUCCAGCAAUCGCUGCCUGAAGGCACUGCUGUCUCGACAUCCCCUAACGUAGACCCUGAUGGCGACGUUAUCGACGAUGACCUUGUCUCGCUUGAAAAAGCGGACACGCUCGUGGAGAUGUACAAGACAGACAUGAUGCCCCACUUUCCAUUCGUCAUCAUACCCCCAAACCUCACAGGCAGCGACCUACGGCAUACCAAGUCAUUUCUCUUCCUUGCUAUACUAUCCGUCGCGUCCUUUCAUGACCUGGGCACGCAAGAAAAGCUAUGCCACCGCUUCAAGUACAUGGUGAGCGAGAAGGUGUUGUUGGGCGGAGACGACUGCCUACAGUUGGAGUACCUCCAGGGGCUGCUCAUAGUACUGGCAUGGAAUCAAUACCAUGGACGAAGCAAGUACUACUCCCAAUAUCUCCAACUGGCCAUCUCCAUAGCCGUCGAUAUGCGGCUCGAUCGCAAACCCAUCAGACACAAAUCCGCGAGCAACAAACGAGACCCCAUCGCCGAAAAGAUGGGCACGCCGACUUGGGGGCCAGAGGAGCAGCGGGCAGCAGCUGGUAUAUUUUACAUAUCGUCAACGAUAUCAAAGCUGCUUGACAAGAUGAACACUUUUCAAUGCACGCACUUCAUCGAAGAAGGUUGCCUUGCGUUGCAACAACAGGCCGAAUACAGGACAGACAAGGACCUGUACCAUGUGAUACGGCUGCAGCGCAUUAUUGAGAACAUCGAUAAGAUUGCGACCGCGUCGACCUCAGACGCUGACGCACAGUCUUCAUAUCUCAAUAUGCGUUCAGAGCUGGAGGAUUUUCGGGUCUAUCUCUGCUCUGACGUUAGUGAUAGUCACCUCCUCUUUAUGCAGUUUCAUACAGCGAAACUCUUCCUCUACCAAGUCGCCUUCUUCGAGCGCAAUCUCCAACAUUCGCCGGAACUUCAUCUGAAUAUCCUCUGCGAAGGCUUGGAAGGUGCUAAAUCCUUUCUUGACCUCUACUUGUGGCUGCCACCAAAGUCAGAAAUGGCUCUCACCAACUCCGAAUGGAUUCAGUUAUCGUUCGGUGUGACGCUUGCUGCCAAAUUCGCUAUUGUUAGCAAAGACCCCAAUGUGGAGCCUCAUACACGAGACUUACGACAUCGAUUGAACAUUGAUCACGUCUUCCGACAUCUUGUGCUGCGGAUAGGAGCAUUAGUGGGAAGAGCAGGAGACGGAGACAAAAGUAAAGACAUAUUCGUCUACUACGAACAACGUACGCGCAAGGUUCAGAAAUGGUAUGAGAAAAUCAUGCGAGCAACUGGAGCGAAUAGCCCCAAGACGCCACCAGUUCCUUUUCAAGCCACCCCUGGCAAUCAUCAACAGACGCGUCCGCCACCAUCGCAGACAGCAAAUCCCGGCAAAUCGACCGCAUCGGCAUCAAACGUACCACUGUCCACGACCUUUGCGCAUCAGCAACCGCAAAACUACCCUCAAGGGCAACCGCAAUCGUACCCACAGCAUGACUACACCCAGCCGAUUUUGUAUCCACAUGUGCCUCUGCCGACGACACAGGAACAACAAGUACCACUAGCCUCGAUGGGCAUGAUACCCAUGAGCUCUUACGAUGCCUACAGUUCAGUACCCUCGAUAGCGUUUCCUGACCUGAUGAACGCGCAGGGCUGGGAUAACAUGUUCGCCAUCCCCAUGGAGCAUGACGCGCUGAUCUUCGAUGUUAGCCAAGGUUAUGGGUUGGGCAUGGCGAGUCCGCCUAGUGACACGACUUCCACAUGGGACAGUCCAAAGGGGCUCUAG
Messenger RNA from Dothidotthia symphoricarpi CBS 119687, 2031 nucleotides. RefSeq lists its product as uncharacterized. The coding region runs from base 1 to 2031 and encodes 676 amino acids. Lineage: Eukaryota; Fungi; Ascomycota; Dothideomycetes; Pleosporales; Dothidotthiaceae. Gene Ontology annotation, molecular function: DNA-binding transcription factor activity, RNA polymerase II-specific; transcription cis-regulatory region binding; zinc ion binding. Gene Ontology annotation, biological process: regulation of DNA-templated transcription. The record is from RefSeq and is a predicted model, not a curated record. The transcript has 6 exons. Gene Ontology annotation, cellular component: nucleus.